AUGGCUGUCGGGAGCGCUGGCGGCCGCAGGCCCCAGCCCCAGCUGGACCUACAGUUUCUGCGACGCUUCGGGAAGAUCCAGGCCAUCUUGUUUCCCAGAUGGUCCUCCCAGAAUGUGCUCAUGUUCCUGACCCUGCUGAGCAUUGCCCUGUUGGAGCAGUUGGUCAUUUACCAGGUGGGAUUGAUCCCCAGCCAGUACUACGGGGUUCUGGGGAGCAAGGACUUCUCUGGGUUCAAAACCCUGACUACGAUUGCUGUGAUACUCAUCGUACUCAAUUCCACGCUGAAAAGCUUGGACCAGUUUAUCUGUAACCUGAUGUAUGUGAGCUGGAGGAAGACUCUCACCGAAUACCUUCAUGGCUACUAUUUCCAGGGCCAGGUGUAUUACACCCUGAACGUGCUGCGCGAGGACAUCGAUAAUCCAGACCAGCGAAUCAGUCAGGAUGUGGAGAGGUUCUGCAGACAGCUAAGUUCCAUGGCCAGUAAACUCAUCAUCUCUCCUUUUACACUGGGCUACUACACCUAUCAGUGCUUUCAAAGCACCGGCUGGCUGGGCCCAGUAAGUAUCUUUGGGUAUUUUGUCAUUGGGACAGUUGUUAACAAGGUGCUGAUGAGUCCCAUUGUGUCGAAACUGGUGCAUCAGGAGAAGCUGGAGGGGGAUUUCAGGUUCAAGCACAUGCAGAUUCGUGUAAAUGCAGAGCCAGCUGCUUUCUACAGAGCUGGGCAGGUCGAGCACAUGAGAACUGACCGCCGGUUGCAGAGCCUCCUGCAGACACAGAGGGAGCUGAUGGGCAAAGAACUGUGGCUCUACAUUGGGAUCAACACCUUUGACUAUCUGGGCAGCAUUCUGAGUUACGUGGUGAUUGCCAUUCCCAUCUUUAGUGGUGUCUAUGGUGACCUGGAUCCAGCACAGCUGAGCGCUCUGGUCAGCAAGAAUGCCUUUGUCUCCAUUUACCUCAUCAGUUGCUUCAGCCAGCUCAUCGAGCUCUCCGCCACCUUGUCUGACGUGGCUGGCUACACACACAGAAUUGGGGAGCUGCAGGAGACGCUGCUGUCUCUCUCCAGGAAACACCGUGAUUGUGAAUCAGAAGCCAAAACCAACUGGGACUUUGACAAGUUUCUGGGCUCCAGUGGUCCUGGAGAGCAGACUGUGCUGGGGGAUACAGCCUUCCUCCUGGAGCGAGUGUCUCUCUCGGUUCCAUCCUCGGACAAGCUGCUCAUCAAGGACCUGGACCUACGGAUUUCCCAAGGGAACAAUCUGCUGAUCGUGGGGAACACUGGCACGGGGAAGACAUCACUCCUGAGGGUCCUUGGUGGCCUCUGGGAGAGCACACGGGGGAACAUCCACAUGCUGACCUGCUUUGGCCCCCAUGGGGUGGUGUUCCUGCCACAGAGACCUUUCUUCACAGAUGGAACCCUGCGAGAACAGGUGAUUUAUCCUCUGAAGAAGAUUUAUCCAGUUUCAGGGUCUGCAGAUGAUGAGAGGAUCCUGCAAUUCCUGGAGCUAGCUGGGCUGUCUGAUUUGUUGGCGCGCACAGGGGGUCUGGACCAGCAGGUGGAUUGGAACUGGUAUGACAUCCUGUCCCCAGGGGAGAUGCAGAGACUCUCAUUUGCAAGGCUCUUCUACCUCCAACCCAGAUAUGCAGUGCUGGAUGAAGCCACCAGUGCUCUGACAGAGGAGGUGGAGAAUGAGCUAUACCGCACUUGCGCUCAGCUGGGGAUGACGCUAGUCAGUGUGGGACAUCGCACCAGCCUGGAAAAGUUUCACACUUGGAUUUUGAAACUCUCCGGAAGAGGAAGAUGGGAACUAACAAGAACCGAGAGAGCGAGGCGGCUCCCAGCCAGUGAGGGAUGCUGA
This is a messenger RNA of Emys orbicularis (European pond turtle), 1857 nucleotides long. RefSeq names its product ATP binding cassette subfamily D member 4 (gene ABCD4). Gene Ontology annotation, biological process: peroxisome organization; long-chain fatty acid import into peroxisome; very long-chain fatty acid catabolic process. The coding region runs from base 1 to 1857 and encodes 618 amino acids. Lineage: Eukaryota; Metazoa; Chordata; Testudines; Emydidae. Gene Ontology annotation, molecular function: long-chain fatty acid transmembrane transporter activity; ABC-type transporter activity; ATP hydrolysis activity. Gene Ontology annotation, cellular component: peroxisomal membrane. The record is from RefSeq and is a predicted model, not a curated record. The transcript has 19 exons.